AUGUCAUGACAUUUAGUUUACUUGCACAUUACAUGGACGGUGAUUCUACCGUUCAGUAAAAUAACAAUAAAACUACAAAACUGUGUGUGAAUACAUGCUACAAUAGUUUUAUACCGCGAUGGCGACCCCCGCGGACGUGCGCGCCGUUUUCGAGGCCAAGUUAAAAGAAGGGAUUCCUAACCCUCCAGGCGAGUUUCACCCUUUGGACUUGGAAAGGGUAAAGGACGAUAAAUACUUAACACGGCUGUUAUUACACCAAGAAAAUGACUCGAAGAUGGCAGCCGACAUGUUAUGGGACAUUCUUGUGUGGCGGAAAACGAAUAAUGUGAACGAUAUCAAUGAAAACACCGUGAGAAUGGACUAUAUAAAGGAAGGUGCGUUUUUUCCUCACGGACGCGAUGUAGAUGGCAAUUUACUGCUUAUAAUCAAGUCUAAACAGCAUGUGAAAGGUCAAAAAGACUUUGAAGAGCUUAAGAAAGUGAUUAUAUACUGGUUUGAUCGCAUUGAAAGAGAGGAACAGGGUAAACCUAUUACUCUAUUCUUUGAUAUGGACGGUUGCGGCCUCGGAAACAUGGACAUGGAGCUCAUUAAGUAUUUAAUUAGUUUGAUGAAGCUCUACUACCCAUAUUUUCUGCAUUUUAUCAUCAUUUACCAAAUGCCAUGGGUUUUAUCUGCUGCAUUUAAGGUUGUUAAGUCACUGUUGCCGGCGAAAGCUGUCGAGCGUAUGAAGUUUUCAACUAAAGACAAUUUGAAGGACGUUGUGGCUCCCGAGCAGGCAUUGGCAUGCUGGGGCGGCAAGGACCCGUAUGUGUUUGAAUUCAUUCCGGAAAACAGGGGUACUAAUGAUGUGCAUACACCGAAAAAGGUAACAUUCGCAGAGCAAGGAGACAACCAGCAUUCUCCUGGAGAAAUGCUAAGACUCAAUCCCAACGAUACAAUCGUUUUCAAGAAUGAAAAUGAUGAGAUAUCUGGACAAUUCACUAUAACCAAUAUGGAUGAAAGUGCCAUAUCCUUUAAAAUAAGAACAACUUCGCCAGAGAAGUUUCGAGUGCGACCCAGCUCCGGUACACUAGCCACUGGCUCCUCACAAACCGUACAAAUUGUGGUGCAGCCAGGAUUCCAAUUCCGUACUGUCACUAAAGAUAGAUUCCUCGUCAUGUCCGUACAAAUCCCGAAGCUGGAUGUAACACCAAAGGAGCUCACCGAUAUCUGGCAAAAGUCAUCGGGCAGCAAAGUUGAUGAGUACAGGCUGAAGUGUCACUUCCCGGAGAAGGAUAUGCCGAAGAACGGAAGCAUGGUGGACGGUAGGAGUCAGGAUAAGCCCGAUUCAGUUACGAAUGCUUUAAAUAACUUGCAGGUUAACUAUGAAAUGCUUCAUAAACAGGUUAAAAUGCUUAAAAUAUAUCAAUUGUUUACGUUGAUUCUAACAGCUUGCGCUGUCUUACUUGGUUAUCUUGUCUAUAAGAGUUCUAACGAAGACAAGUAUUGUGAGCGCAUGUAGCCCAUGGAAAUGGUGGUAUUAGAUACCACUGUGGACGUCAAUGUCUUGUUAAACGGUUUCCUAAUGUUUAUAUUGAUAACUAAUACUGUUAUCUUUGUUAUAUAUUGCCAGUUAGUGCGUAAGGUGGAGCGGUUGCAUGCUACUUAGAUUUACUG
This is a messenger RNA of Cydia amplana, 1656 nucleotides long. RefSeq names its product motile sperm domain-containing protein 2-like. NCBI's taxonomy places the organism in Eukaryota, Metazoa, Arthropoda, Insecta, Lepidoptera, Tortricidae. Gene Ontology annotation, cellular component: endoplasmic reticulum-endosome membrane contact site; endomembrane system. The record is from RefSeq and is a predicted model, not a curated record. Bases 119 to 1501 code for a protein of 460 amino acids. The transcript has a single exon.